This is a messenger RNA of Physella acuta, 3508 nucleotides long. RefSeq names its product phosphatidylserine lipase ABHD16A. Gene Ontology annotation, biological process: phosphatidylserine catabolic process; monoacylglycerol catabolic process. The record is from RefSeq and is a predicted model, not a curated record. Lineage: Eukaryota; Metazoa; Mollusca; Gastropoda; Physidae. Gene Ontology annotation, cellular component: endomembrane system. Gene Ontology annotation, molecular function: monoacylglycerol lipase activity; glycerophospholipase activity.
ACUUCCAUAUUUUUAGACUUGCCAUCAUUAAGAUGGCGUCUAAGAUGUUAUGGACUUUCCAUGGUCCUCGGUUAAUACGAAUUUUCAAGAAAGAAAACAUUGAGGGUCAUGACUAUGUGCCUGGUUAUCUUGAAUCUUGGCCUGAUCGUGUGAUCCAAACGUUUAACACAGCCUUUGGACUGACUUACUUGACUACACCAAUAUUUGGCUUCAUUCUCUACAAGAGAGGUCACUUUAACCCUGAAGGAGCUUUAGGUAUACUUAGAGUUGCAUUGUCAGUUGCGAUAGUCUACACAGCAGCCUACAUUUUAAGGGGAAUAGGGCGAUUAAGUAAUAUUGAUUAUAGAAAUUUUAUAAGUGUACUCGUUGAAGCAAGGCAAAAUUCUUCAGUUCAAGUAAAGAAACAACUUGCAAAUUACGACUUUGAGUUCUGGGCCUGGCCUGUGGACUUCAGAUGGGAUGAAGGGAGUAUAAAGGAGAAAAUUCCACCCCCUGCACGGGCCCCUUCGAGCAGAAGGGCUCAAGCCAUUGAGAGAAGUAGCCUGCCAUGUAGAAUUCUCAGCUACUUGGCCAUGCACACAUUUGGUCGCAGAAUGGUUUAUCCUGGUGGCACGUCUCUCAUGAAUUAUUUACUCUCAAAUAUGUUGAAGAUUGGGAGAACACAAUUAGUUGAAGAGAAAGGGGGUAUUAGAGCCAAAGUUUUGACAGAGGAUGGAAACGAGAUUGACACCAUGUUUAUGAAUAGGAAGGGAUCGUCUGAAAAUGGUAGUACCUUAGUUAUAACAUCAGAAGGUAAUGCUGGCUUCUAUGAGAUGGGCUGCUCAAACACUCCAUUAGAUCUCAACUACUCUGUGUUGGGGUGGAACCAUCCUGGGUUUGGUGGGAGUACUGGAAUAGCUUUCCCCGACCAAGAACAGAAAGCUGUGGAUGCCGUGAUGCAGUAUGCCAUUCACAAGCUCAAGUUUGAACCCAAGGACAUUGCUCUGUUUGCCUGGUCUAUAGGGGGGUACACAGCUUCCUGGGUGGCCAAGACAUACCCAGAUAUCAAGUUUGUGGUUUUGGAUGCAACUUUUGAUGACAUCGUGCCACUGGCUAUUGCCAAGAUGCCUCAGUCUUGGAAAAACUUGGUUGCACUUAGUCUGAGAACUUACAUGGACUUGAAUGUAGCAGAUAAUCUUUUAGAGUACCAGGGACCUAUACUGCUUGUAAGGAGAACUAGGGAUGAAAUUAUAACCACAGAAUCACCCCCAGACUCCUUCCCAGUACUGCAAUCAAACAGAGGAAAUUUUUUGCUGUUGAAGUUACUACAACACCGAUAUCCCACCAUUGUGGAUGACACCACAUUACCUGUGAUGAGAGAAUUUUUAGGAAAAGAAACAAUUAGUCAAAUUCAAAUGUUAGAAGAAAAGGCUGUGGUCUACCAAGAAUGUAGCAAACACUUCAGUGCACAUGUACAGGAUAAAGGGAUACACUUCCCUAUGAAUAUAAAUGUGGUGGAUCAUAGUUUGAAAGUUAAACUGGCUUUGUUUUUGAUUACUGCCCAUAUGGAGAACUUUGAAUCAACCCACUGUACACCUUUACCAGUCAACUUUUUCCACAAACCUUGGAUGCCAGGCGCCCGCUUGUAAUGAGCAGAGCCUGGGAGAGAUUGGCUGAUUGAUGUACUGAAUCCUGUGGUGCUGCUGUAUGUUUGAGACAGCUGAGUAAAUAUUUGAUGUGUAUUUUAUAGACACCAGUCCUAGUUAACAAAUGGUGUGUGAGGUGCCCCAAUCAUUCCGCAUGUAGUCAUGUCAUCUAACCUGAGCCAAACUUGACAAAAUUUUUUAGUUUCUUCAAUAAAUUAUUUUGCUGUAAUGAUAUUAGGGAAAAUAGCUAGAAAAAAAAAUGUAUUACUUUUAUAUGACUGAUUGUUAAAAAAUAUUUCUACCAAUGGUAAUCAAGAAUAUUAUACACAUUAAAUUAAGUUGAGGAUUUUUUUCUUGUUUGAUUUUAUUUGUAUAAAAAAAAUUAAAAUCAGCUCUAUCUUGAAUAUUUGUAACACUGCCCACAAAAUGGUGAAGUGGAACUUAUAACUAGUCUUUAAGCCUUCUUUUUAAAUCAAUUGUAAAAUUUUUUUGAAAUAAUCACUUAGCAGUUCUUCUUGUAAUGUCAUUAUGCCGCACAAACGUUUUUCUAUUAAUAUAUUUUUUAAUGCAUUUUUUGUCAGUUACAAUAAAAGUUUUUAUUGUACUGAUUCUAAGUCAAUCUUUAUCUUUAAUUAAUUAAUCAUACUGCUACUGUAAAAAAUGGAUUCUUAAUAAUUUGAAAAAAACAUUCAAUGAAAAAUAGAUUUAAUGAGCAUCACCAAAAAUAAAAAAUAAAUACAUACAUAAGUAAUUAGAAAGAAUGAUUUUUUGCUCAUUUUAAUAAUAGCUUUCCUAAAGAAAGCCCUGUUCAUUGUAGUUCUUUAUUUUAAAGUAACCAAUGCUCAGACUAAAAGAAAUGCAUACCAAGUAGUUCUGAGCUGCAGUAAUAGAUUAGAACCUGCCACAGAUAAUUAUGCUCACAGCUGUGUAAUAUAUUCCACUUUCCUUUCACCUAAAAUAUUUUAAAAUAUUUCCAUUGUAGCUCAGAUUAGAUUCACAUUCCUACAUUUAGAAAACUAUAUUUGAAAUGAAAUGAUAAAUUAUAGCUUUUUUAAAGUUUAUUUUUGUAAUAAAAUUAGUAAAAUUAAAAACUUUAGAUGAGUUUUUUUGGGAAUUGUGAACAUCGUUAAGAUCAUUGUUUUCUUGUCUUGGCAUUCACUUGUUUAUUACAACUAGUAUUUAUUUCCCCUAAGUUUUCACAGAAUCAUUUAGUGUCACUUUGCUAACCCUAACUCAGCUUAGGGAUAAAAUCCUCGAGAAAACCGAAAUAAAAAUUAAAAGCAUUCUCUUGUGAACUUAAACUUUAAAACUUAAAGUAUUAAAAUUAAUCAAAAGAAUUUUUAAAAAAAGCAAACCUUUAACCCUCUUCAUGUUUGAGUGAGUGCAUUUUUUUUUAAUUUGCAGUAUUUAUUUUCAUAGUUUAAAUAAUUGGUUGUGGUUGUGGUAAGAUGUGUUACAAGUUUUCUAAAAAAUCUGCAGUGUCAAACACUCUAGAUGUAUUUUAAUUCAAUGUGUUAUCUCUGUAGAAUUUUAAUUACAUACCCUUUGAUGGAAGACUUUCAUUUUGUAACUUGAAUUGUUUGUAUUACAUGUGCUUCAGAUAAAGAAUGUUUGUUUUUCAGAUUCAUUUUUUGUUAAUUAUGGGAUUUGUUUAAAAAUAAGUUAACAAUAAGAACAAAGAGAAUGGUAUCUAUGUGUGAUCUUAAGCAAGAAUACAAUGUAUUUAAUAAUUAAUAUUAAAUUCUCAAGAAUGUAAUCCAUCAUAUUUAAUCAUAAUGAUCUCAGUGGAGAAAUUUAGAAAUUUGAUUCUAAAAAUGCAGGUUUUUACGACUUCAUGGUUGUUAAAUGUACUGAGAUCUCGUCAAAUCUUAAUGUUGCUGUUG